This is a messenger RNA of Drosophila albomicans, 1140 nucleotides long. RefSeq names its product transmembrane reductase CYB561D2. The record is from RefSeq and is a predicted model, not a curated record. Gene Ontology annotation, molecular function: transmembrane monodehydroascorbate reductase activity. The transcript is spliced from 4 exons. Bases 44 to 751 code for a protein of 235 amino acids. Lineage: Eukaryota; Metazoa; Arthropoda; Insecta; Diptera; Drosophilidae.
GAGAGCAACACCAGGUUCAUCACACUGAACAGGAAGCCCAGGAAUGUCAUCAGAUUGGGUGCAAACCAACGGGGGAAGAACUAAUUCCUCAGCGUCCUCCUGGCUGCAAAUACAGAGUAUCUUGAACAGUGUGAAUCAUAUACUCAUCUUUCUGGUGGCCGCAUUCUUCUUUGUGCUGGCCAAAAGUUUGGACUUCAAGGACACUGCUAUGCACAUGUUUAUGACAGGCAUUGGCUUUCAUGUACUUAUGGCCCAGGCGCUGAUGUCACACUACAAAGUUAACCCGAUAACCCGUUGGAUUUCGCAUAAAAACAAAUCCCGUUACCAUGGCCUGCUGCAGCUUGUAGGUGGUGUCAUGGUUCUGCUGGGCGGCUUGGGCAAGUUUUCUCAGAAAGAUGUUCACUUCAAUACCUGGCAUGGCAGAUUUGGUGUGGCAGCUACCUUUGGAUGUGCGGCGAGCAUUGUAGGUGGAUUGGUUAACUUCUAUCAGCCCAAGAUUGUGCUUAAGAAACUGCCACCCUCUGAACUACGAUUCCGUCACAAUGUAUUUGGAUUGCUCACUUUUACGCUAGGCAUGGUUGCCAUAUACCUUGGUUACUAUUCGAAGUUCUUUACUCGCCAUGUGGAUAAUGAGUUCAUCCCAGCCCUAAUGCUAACCACUACCUUGGUAUAUUUCCUGACUAUUAUUGGACCUACUGGAUCCCUGCUGACCAAACUUAAAUACCGAAGACAAAAGCAACAGCCGCAGUAGUGGAAAAAAGGUUUGUCAUGUAAACUUUUUUCAAUGUUGGAUGAAUGAGGCUACUAUGUACAAUGGGGACUUUUGUAUACGAGUAAUAUAUAGAAAGUCAAGUCAACUUUUGAAUUCGCUUGGCUGCUUGCCAAAGAAAAUAUUUGGCUGCAUUGUUAAUUGGAAAUGCGAUGCAGAAUGCAGACAUCAGACAUAUUAUGGCACUACUAUAUUAUAAUGAUAUAUGUUGACAAUGUCGCAAUCGUAAAAGGUGAAAUGGAUUUGGGUUUGGGUUCAACUUACAAUGAUGUUUAUAUGUAAUGUAUAUAAAAUUACUUAUAUUGAAACUGUAAGGUAUUAUUAACAUGUGCUAAUAUAUAUUUAAAUAAUAAAUGUUUGUUUUGAUUGUA